Molecule: messenger RNA, 2589 nt
Organism: Aethalodelphis obliquidens (Pacific white-sided dolphin)
Lineage: Eukaryota; Metazoa; Chordata; Mammalia; Artiodactyla; Delphinidae
Gene: NXF1
Product: nuclear RNA export factor 1
Exons: 22
Coding region: 375-2354 (659 amino acids)
Biological process (GO): poly(A)+ mRNA export from nucleus
Cellular component (GO): nucleus; cytoplasm
Molecular function (GO): protein binding; RNA binding
Source: RefSeq, a predicted model, not a curated record
GCACACAGCUGCCUCCAGCAGGGGAUAACCAAGUGCAGCAGCACUUAAUUAGCAUGGAAACUUCCCUUCAAAGUGGGGAGCAGGAUCUCAGAGUGGGUCUCUGAUGGGUGGCAACUUCAGGACCAUCUCCAGAAGUAUUUGGACCUGUUUCAUCUGCAUCCUCCAACCAGCUGGCCCCACGUUUUCCUUGGGCUGAAUGAAGCAGGAGUUCUGCCUGCUGCCAGGAGUGAAAGGACGUCGGCUGUCUGUGACGAGCUCGACCCCAUAAAAGCGGUGGCACCCAGCGCAGGAGCACUUCGCCUUGGAGCGCCUAGGCGUUCGGACGUUGGGCUGGGUUGCGGCCCGCGACAGAGCCCUCCCUUUCUCGGUGUGCCAUGGCGGACGAGGGGAAGUCGUACAACGAGCACGAUGAUCGUGUUGGUUUCCCUCAAAGAAGAAAGAAAGGCCGGGGCCCCUUCCGGUGGAAGUAUGGUGAGGGGAACCGGAGGUCUGGAAGAGGAGGUUUCGUUGUUCGGUCUUCCCGCCUUGAGGAAGAGAACAGAGAUGUGGCAAUGAGCGAUGCCCAGGAUGUUUCCCGAGUACGAUACAACCCCUAUGCUGCACGACCCAACCGUAGGGGUGAUAAUUGGCAGGAGCGGUCUCGAAUUCAUGUUACUGUGCCUCUGCGGAGAGAUAGAGCUCCUCCAGAGAGGGGAGGGGCUGGCACCAGCCAGGAUGGGACCUCAAAGAACUGGUUUAAGAUUACAAUUCCUUAUGGCAGGAAAUAUGACAAGUCAUGGCUCCUGAGCAUGAUUCAGAGCAAGUGCAGCAUCCCUUUCACUCCCAUUGAGUUUCACUAUGAAAACACACGGGCCCUGUUUUUUGUUGAGGAUGCCAGUACUGCCUCUGCAUUGAAGGCUGUCAACUAUAAGAUUUUGGAUCGGGAGAACCGCAGGAUAUCUAUCAUCAUCAACUCCUCUCUUCCACCCCACACUGUGCAGAACGAACUGAAGCCAGAGCAAGCAGAGCAGCUAAAGCUGGUCAUGAGCAAACGAUACGAUGGCUCCCAGCAAGCACUUGACCUCAAGGGCCUCCGUUCAGACCCAGAUUUGGUGGCCCAGAACAUUGAUGUUGUCCUGAAUCGUAGAAGCUGUAUGGCAGCCACCCUGCGAAUCAUUGAAGAGAACAUCCCUGAGCUGUUGUCCUUAAACUUGAGCAAUAACAAGCUGUACAGGCUGGAUGACUUGUCCAGCAUUGUGCAGAAAGCACCCAAUCUAAAGAUCCUCGAUCUUUCUGGAAAUGAGCUAAAGUCUGAGCGGGAGUUGGACAAGAUAAAAGGGCUGAAGCUAGAAGAGCUGUGGCUUGACAGAAACACCCUGUGUGAUACCUUUCGAGACCAGUCCACCUACAUCAGCGCCGUUCGAGAGCGAUUUCCCAAAUUAUUACGCCUGGACGGCCAUGAGUUACCCCCACCGAUUGCCUUUGACAUUGAAGCCCCCACAGUGUUACCUCCCUGCAAGGGAAGCUACUUUGGAACAGAGACCCUGAAGAAUCUGGUCCUGCACUUCUUGCAGCAGUACUAUGCGAUAUAUGACUCCGGAGACCGGCAGCAGCUCCUGGAUGCCUACCACGAUGGGGCCUGCUGCUCUCUGAGUAUUCCUUUCACCCCCCAGAACCCUGCCCGAAGCAACUUAGCUGAGUACUUCAAAGAUAGUAGGAAUGUGAAGAAGCUUAAAGACCCUACCCUGCGGUUCCGGCUGCUAAAGCACACACGUCUCAAUGUUGUGGCCUUCCUCAAUGAGUUGCCCAAAACUCAGCAUGACGUCAGUUCCUUCGUGGUAGACAUAAGCGCCCAGACAAGCACGUUGCUGUGUUUUUCUGUCAAUGGGGUCUUCAAAGAAGUGGAUGGAAAAUCUCGGGACUCUUUGCGAGCCUUUACCCGGACAUUCGUCGCUGUUCCUGCCAGCAAUUCAGGGUUGUGCAUCGUAAAUGAUGAGCUGUUUGUGCGGAAUGCCAGUCCUGAUGAGAUCCAAAGAGCCUUUGCCAUGCCUGCACCCACACCUUCUUCCAGCCCAGUGCCCACCCUCUCCCCAGAGCAGCAGGAAAUGGUGCAGGCAUUCUCUACCCAGUCUGGCAUGAACCUUGAGUGGUCCCAGAAAAUGGAUGUUGAAGUGGCAUUUAGAGAUCAGGGUGACUGCGUCUUGGUUCUAAUGGAGGUGCCUGUUCUUGCCCUACUCCAGGUGCCUUCAGGACAACAACUGGGACUACACCAGAUCUGCCCAGGCCUUUACUCAUCUCAAGGCCAAGGGCGAGAUCCCAGAAGUGGCAUUCAUAAAGUAAUCCAUAGUCAUGCCCCAGAAGAUCCCUGUAAAUAGCCCUCGUCUGUCCUGAUGUCUCCUCUUCGGCCCCUGUGACUGUGACUGUGACUGCUGGAUCCCUCUCCUUACCUGCCUUCUUGAAGACUUCGGGAAGAUUGAGCCUCCCUGGUGCCAGGAAGCCAAAGCUUACUUUGUAGAACUGACACUAAACUACCCGAAGGACUUAGGUGCUUUGUGUACUUAUCCCAGGAUCCUCCCUACUUUUUAAGAUAAAGAGUGAUACUGUAUUUUG